UCGUACUAAUUGUUAAGCAUGUUGCCGUUAGCGAUUUUCUUGUUCGUCGGCGUUCUCGCACAACAGUCGUUCGCUGACGAACCUGAGGCAAUUGUCGGUGGCACACCUGCCGCAUUAGGUGAAUUCCCAUGGCAAUGCUCCUUAAAUUUGAAUGGCCAACAUAUGUGCGGCGGCUCCAUCAUUGCUCCUACCAAGAUAUUGACCGCUGCCCAUUGCGUGAGUUCCAUAAUAAAUGCUAACAGUUUAAGAAUUGUUACUGGAACCAUCGAUUCCUCUAGAGGACAAUUCCACGCCGUGCGAAGCAUUCGAAUACAUCCAAAUUACAUGGACGGUGCAAGAUAUGCUUGGGCAAAUGACGUCGCUGUGAUCACUCUUCAAGCGCCAAUUCAAUACAAUCAAUAUCAAUCUCCCAUCGCUUUGGCCGACUCCCAGCCAGCUGCCGGUACGCUGUGUACCUUGUCCGGAUGGGGUAAGACAAGCGCAAAUGGUCCACUCGCGCGAACUCUUCUGAAGAUGAACCAGUCCGUGAUCUCGCUGACUCAAUGCCAGCAGAGACAUGGUAUGCCUUUGAAUAACAGCCACUUGUGCGCUCUCAACCGUCGUGGAAUUGGUGCUUGCCAGGGUGACAGUGGCGGUCCUUUGAUCGCUAACGGCAAACAAAUCGGUAUUACUUCUUGGGUUGUUCCUUGCGCUGCUGGUGAACCAGAUGCCUACGCCAACGUCUUUAGUUUACGCAACUUCAUUCUAUCAUCAUAGGCAGACACAUCUUGACACGAUAUGAGGCAUAAACUAGCAUAAACCUAUGCGAUUUAUCAUUUAAGUUCACGCACCGAAAGACUAUGCUAUUGCGAUGUCGAAGUGCACGCAAUGCGGCAGUUGCAUCCUGAAAAUCAAAGAAACUUAUGUAUUUCAAAUGUUAACAAAUAUACAUUAUGAUUAAAUCUAA
Messenger RNA from Formica exsecta, 946 nucleotides. RefSeq names its product chymotrypsin-1-like. The transcript is spliced from 4 exons. NCBI's taxonomy places the organism in Eukaryota, Metazoa, Arthropoda, Insecta, Hymenoptera, Formicidae. Gene Ontology annotation, molecular function: serine-type endopeptidase activity. Gene Ontology annotation, biological process: proteolysis. The coding region runs from base 19 to 756 and encodes 245 amino acids. The record is from RefSeq and is a predicted model, not a curated record.